UCAAGCUCAGUUGCCAGUUUCAAAAUGGUGGCAAUGUUUUCGUCGGGAUUUGGGAGCGCGACAACAAGCUCGAACAUUUUGUUUACCUACGGUUUGUGCGCAGAGUGAAACGAAAUUUUGCUGAGCUACUCUGAUUUGGACAGCGCGGACCAUCUGCCGGUGUACUGAAGCUGCAGACAGAGCCAAGUGCCCACCGCUCUUAACGUACGAUGUUCGAGUAGCGCUGGGGCCUCGCAGCCCCGCGAUUGCGCUUAGGCUUAGCAGACGCUAAGUGGUCCGUGCACGGCUCACUUGAAAACAUCGUCGCAGCAGCCCACGAACGAGACGACAACGAAGAAGCGAAAAGUUUCUGGCACGAAGUGUCAGCCACCGACCGUCGCGCCUUCGUUGGGACGGCUGUGCUCGCAACAGUGGCGUACUUCCCGCUUCCGAGGUGCGACUUGCUCAGAACAUUGGUUCCCACCGUGAAUCUGCCGAGUGUUGUGAUGCCUUGAUACCGUUCCUCUCCGCGGCUACGAGAACUGAAGAUCAGUAGAUUACAGCAAGCAUCAUGUCGAUAAAUGAGUCGAACCUUGUGAAGAAGUUGACCUCUGUGACCAACACGCAGGACAGUGUGCAGACACUUUCGCUAUGGAUCAUCCAUCACCGAGCGCAUCACAGAAAGAUUGUGGACAUCUGGACGAAAGUUCUGAAGAAAUCUAAACCUGUUCAUCGGCUGACCAUGCUGUACUUGGCCAACGACGUGCUUCAAAAUGGCAAGCGGAAAGGAGUCCAGCAGUUUGUUGAAUCUUUUGGUGAUGUCCUUCCGGAGCAAACACCCCUGUUUCGGGACGAACGCAUUGCCAAGCAGGUGGACAGGGUGUUCAGCAUUUGGGCUGAGCGCUCUGUCUUUUCUUCAGACUUCAUAAAAGGCCUCAAGGAAAUGUUACAUGAAUCAAAGCACUCAGGCUCCCACCACCGCUCUGGUUCAAAACGCGAGUUAUCUACUGAUGAUGGUACCAAAUUGCCUAAGGAGCCCGAAAAAAAAGAAAGUGGCAAGCCCAAGAAUCCUGAGGUGGAAAAGAUUAUUCUGGAGUUCAAGCCAGAAAAAGCCAUUGAGAAGAUCAAGAAAAUAAAAAAGAUUGAGAUCGAGACAUCUACCAAGUUGACAAACCUGACCAGUCGCAAUAUGGAUGUGUCAAGCUCGGAAGUUCUGAGGAAGUUUAAAGCGGCGCACCUGUCUUUGCUGCGGACAGAUCGCAGUCACGGACAGCAGUUCCAGAAGGACUUUGACGAAGCAACCCGGUGCCUAGAGGAGUACAUUAAAGCGUUGGAGAAGGAGGUGUCAGAGCGUACUGAGCUGAUUAGCAUGCUGGAAGACGCCAAGGUGUACUAUGACAGCCAGAAUGGAGAGGCUCGAAUUGUGGCCUCGGCAUACAAGAACUUUGGCAACCGAGUGAAAGGACUGAAGAAGAAGCUAGAGGUUAAAACAAAGACGCUGCCAAGCCCAGUACCGUCACCUACUCCAGAUGCGCCUUCUCCAACCAACUCUGAUGAUGGCUUGCAAUUACCAGCAAUACAGGAGACAGGUUCAGCACCUGCUACAGAGGAGGCUCCACUGACGGACAAUGGUGCUGUCAUUGAUUCACCCUGCUCAGCGCCAUCGCCCGGUUCAGCACCAUCACCUGAGGGCUCACCUGUGGGACUGAGCCCCGUCGUCCCUGAAACUGGGGACUCUGGCACGACAAGCAAUGCCACUGGCAAUGCUGCAGCACUCAGCAGCUUCAUGUCCCAAAGUCCAACGGUACUCUCAUCGUGGCUAGAUGCUUUCAACCAAGAAUUCCAGGAGAACAAGGCUUCACCCACAGUAGUGAAUACGUCGGCCCUUGCUGCUGCUAUUCCAGCACAAAGCACACUUGAGAGCCGACUCUCAAAUCUGAUGCAAAGCAUGGGUCACAUACCUGGUGGGCUGUUCUCGUCUACAAGCUCUGCUAGCAACACACCCAAACAGGCCGACUCGCCUCCUUACUCAUCAGCAGUCUUUCGGCCUGCAGCUGCAGUGUCCGAGGUCCACAGUGGCAACACACCCCUGAAGGAUGAGAACAGUGGACAAGGGACGCCUGUGCUUGAUGAGAAUUCUGCGAGGAAGGCCGCAUCGCUCAUGGACUCUGACAUGCGGGUUCAUGCGAUUAAGCCCACCACACCACAAGAUUCUCCAGAUGCAAGGAUAAGCACUGCCUUUGGGUCCAGGAUACCAAGUCUUGCAAGUCCAAAUGCCUGGAUGCAGGUGUCACCGAAAGCAGGCAGCAGCAACGCAGCAGCGUCACAGAGCACACCUGCACUAGCACCUCCGCCGAUCCCACCUGCCCUGCAGGCCUACCUGGAGCCAAUCAAAACUGUGACGGGGGCAGCUCACAGAAGUGUUGCAGCAGCUCCGAAGGGAAGGUCAGAGACACCACCAUCGCCGUCUGCAGACUACCUUAUUCCAGUCGCCGAAAACUUUGACGUGACAGACAUGGAACUCGAUGAUGACGGCUCUGGUGACGAUGAGCAUGCAGAAGGCCUGCACCGCAAAAAACUGAGCAAUCUCAUCACCCUAGUCCAACCACAGGUGAGCCCUGCUGCCGAAACUACUUCACCUGGCCCCACACGCAUUGAGAGAAAUGAAGACUCUAGACCACAGCUGGAUACAUCUGCCCAGCCUGCAGUUAUGACAUCGUCCACAUCAAAACUUACUCCCUCAUUGGCUAGUCAAGGUGACACAAGGCAUAUGCGCAAUCCUUCCCCCGAUCUCAUAAAGCAAGACCUUGUCCUGGAUUUUCCUGCGCAAGAUACGCCAUCAGAGCCUCACCGGCGUGAAUCAACUGACUUUACCACAAGGGAGUCAUCCGAGUUUAGUCUUCUUGACUCGCUUGAUUUUGACACCCGAAAAUCUACAAUUGAUUUUGACACUCGAAAAUCUACACUUGAUUUUGACGCCCGAAAAUCUACGGUUGAUUUUGACACCCGAAAAUCUACACUUGAUUUUGACGCCCGAAAAUCUACAGUUGAUUUUGACACCCGAAAAUCUACACUUGAUUUUGACACCCGAAAAUCUACACUUGAUUUUGACUCCCGAAAAUCUACACUUGAUUUUGAUGCCCGAAAAUCUACAGUUGAUUUUGACACCCGAAAAUCUACAGUUGAUUUUGACUCCCGAAAAUCUACAGAGUUUCGCCUCCAUGAGUCCUCUGAUUACACAACAAGAGAACGCUCCGAAUUUCGAGUGCGCGAGUCGUCAUCAUCGUCAGAAUUUCGAGUGCGAGAGUCACCGUCAUCAGAGUACAGGAUAAAUGAACCACCAUCGUCAGAAUUUCGCAUCCAGGAUUCGUCUUCCGAGUUCCGGAUUCAAGAUUCUCCAUCUUCAUCAGAAUUUCAAGUGCAUGACUCCUUUUCCUCAGACUUCCAUGCAACACCUGCAAAGAUUGAGACUGUCCAAAUGCGCUCUUCGCUGGACCGGUCACCAACCGCGGGGCCCAUGGAAGAGCGGGGCAUGUGGGAGCGGGGUGAUUACUACUCUCCUCGGACGCCACAUCAUCAGCCGCAGCAGCAGCAGCAACAAGCCAUGAGCAAUGGUGGCAACCGCAUGCGUGGCAGAGGCAGUGGUUACUAUGGCUAUGAAAUGCGUGGCAGACCGGUGGACCGUUUUCACGAAGGCUACGGUGCCUAUGAGUCUGAGUGGCGUGGAGGCAGGCCCCCUAGCCCACGAUAUCGGCACUACGGUGGGCAGGCACGUGGUGCGCCCUAUUUCCAGCCAAGAUACUGAGCAGGACAUGGCGUGUGACGCUCUGAACACUGUCGUUGUUUUUCUUUGGUUUGGUGUACAUAGCACAUAGAAAGUGAGCAGGUCAGUCCUGCAAUCGUCGAGCCUGUGGCAUCAUUGUCUAGUCCCUCGAGUUUCACCGAGGGAUGCGUUUGGAGCAAGCUGCAGAGACCAUAUGCGGCACACAGCUGUUUCAUAGAGAAAGGGAAAGACUUUGGCAUGAGUACACAUUUGACACACGAAGUGCUUCAUGCCCACAUCGAAGUUUGCAGCAUGUAAAUGAAGAUUGUCACGAGCUGAUUCGUCUGGCACUGGGGUGUCUUCUUUUCAUCAGCACACCUAUGCUUAUUUCACAGCACGAUGUGUGAGUUACAAAGGAUGCAUUCAUUUUCAGCAACACAUUGUUGAGACGAGACGUAGCUUUUGGCUCACCAUCUGCUGCCACAUUCAUCACCACCGUCAUGUCAUACUUGUGCAAUUCAGUUGCAUACAGAGUACAAUUCUGAAAGGUAACCGAGGCAUGCACUUUGUGUCCGGAUGAGAAUACAGUUUUCUUUCCAGUUUC
Molecule: messenger RNA, 4346 nt
Organism: Dermacentor silvarum
Lineage: Eukaryota; Metazoa; Arthropoda; Arachnida; Ixodida; Ixodidae
Product: regulation of nuclear pre-mRNA domain-containing protein 2-like
Exons: 10
Coding region: 551-3784 (1077 amino acids)
Biological process (GO): mRNA 3'-end processing
Cellular component (GO): RNA polymerase II, holoenzyme
Molecular function (GO): RNA polymerase II complex binding
Source: RefSeq, a predicted model, not a curated record